GCAGAUGUGAAUAAGGAUCCUCUUAUGGAACAGUUUUCCAGUAGUAGCACCCUGGGGGUAGAAGUGUGCAAAGUCGACAGGCGGUUUUCUGGCAAUCUGCAGCUACCCCCAUUGUCGUGGCGACAGUUGGAGAAGGCGAGGGAGAAGGAACGGCCAUCAACACCUGAAGAAGAUCCAGAGACCCAGAUCAGACCGACAAGCCUGGCCAUUUUCUCUCUGCCCCGCAUCGACAUCACACAUGCUGAUCCCGACAGCUUUGAGAUUGAGAACAGGCAGUCACGGUGCUGCAGUCCUUCAGACCUGCAGGUUUCUCCAGGUUCAGGUCUGAUUUUACAUCCCAAUGCAGCAAGCCAUGGCCAGCGCAGAGAAUCCUUCCUGUACCGCUCUGACAGUGACUACGACCUGUCACCAAAGUCCAUGUCCAGAAACUCUUCCAUUGCUGGAGAACUACAUGUUGACAACUUGAUUGUGACUCCGUUUGCACAGGUUCUGGCAAGCCUUCAGACUGUCAGGACCAACUUCGCCACUUUGACAAAUGUGCAGUGUGUUUCUAGUAGGAGGUCUCCUGCUGCCAGUCAACCUUCUGCCACCAAAGUUUGUCUGUCAGAGUCUGUGCAUCAAGAAUCGGCCUGAACAGCCACAGAAGGGCCCACCAGAGAAAUCAGCAGAACUGACAUCAUCGAUGACGAUGGUCAACCGACCAUAUAUGUGUGUGUGUGUGUGUGUGUGUGUGUGUGUGUGUGUGUGUGUGUGUGUGUGUGUGUGUGUGUGUGUGUGUGUCCUGGUAGUCAGGAGGAGCAGUGGAAUGGAAUGUCAUCGAAUGAGUUCUAAUGUACAGUAAUUAACAACUGUUAUGCAGAAAUGGUUUUAAAUCAGCAUGACAGUUUUAAUUUAGCAAAAAAAAAAAAAUGCUGUUGGAUUUUCUGGUUUAAAAUGUAAAAUUUUGUAAAUUGCAACAGCAUUAUACCGUAAAUAUAUAGGUUGUUCUGUAAGGGUAUUUAUUUUGCAGAAAUGUUCAAGCAACCAUACUGUAAAAGCUGCCUUUUUUUUCUUAACCAUGUAAAGUUUUUUAAAAUGACUUUUUUUAUGUUUUCUCUGCCUUUUUCUCUUCUUUUUUUUCCCAUUUCCUUUUCUUCCUUUUUUAACCAAAGUAGAAUGUGAGGGUACAUGGGGUAUGCUGAAAAAGAAAAUGGCAUGGGGUUGGAAAUGAGAAAAUUUUGUGGCCCAGGUGGUAAAGUGUAGUUGUCUGAUGGCUCGUUCCUGCAAUAACUAUGUAGUUGUUUGCUGCUGAGAAAAAUGUGAAAGUGUUUCCCUCCCAAAAGAUAGAAGAGGGGUUGUGUGAGCUGCAGGGAACAUCUGAAAUUAUGGAAAGAGGGUUAACGUAUACUGAGUGAAUGUGGUCUUGUCACCAUUAAUUAUAGUUGUCAGGCUUUUAUGAAUGAGUGCACAAUAAAUUUCAAUAGAAAUUCAAUUUCUGCAUUCAGAUUAAUUAAUCACUAAUCAACCAUCUUUAUUUUAUUCAGUUGCAAUGAUUGGCAACAUGAAUGAACUGAGUUGACUAAAAGUUGUUUGAGUAGUUGUUUUAGGUCAUUAAUUUCCUCAGUGUUUUUAGAUAGACUAACUUAAGAGGUUUGACUGUGUAGCUUUUGUUUGUUCUCUGAGCCUUUCUUGUCAUGGUGGUGUCUCUCCCCUCUAUACUGUUUACCCAUUUCUUUGACAAACAGCCAAGUGAAAAACU
Molecule: messenger RNA, 1738 nt
Organism: Thalassophryne amazonica
Lineage: Eukaryota; Metazoa; Chordata; Actinopteri; Batrachoidiformes; Batrachoididae
Product: cAMP-specific 3',5'-cyclic phosphodiesterase 4B-like
Exons: 7
Coding region: 25-633 (202 amino acids)
Source: RefSeq, a predicted model, not a curated record